AUGGCAUCUCAGGGGCCACAACCGACCUCGAGAGGGGGCGGCACGGGGAAUGGUUACCCCGGCGGCCCCCGGCCGGAUGCGUGGCGCGAGCCCGCGACCUUUGCUGUGCGCUGCGGCUGGGCCAUGGCAGCCAGGAGGCUGCCCCGCCUGCCGCUCGCCAACCUACCAACAACCUCUUCCACGCGCCCAGCACCAACAACACCACCACCACAAAGGGCCUCGGCAACAGGGCGGCGGGGGAGGGAGGCCAUUGGGGAAGGGGAUGAGGGACCGGAGACGCGCAGGGACGCGUGCCUCCUUACAGCUGCCAAAACGCCCGUUCGCCCAACACCACCGCGAACAGGGGCCGCCCCCGCCCGCUCGUCAGGGAGGACACCCCCUCCAGGGGGACCCACGCCCUCGCCGCACCGCGGCUUCGCUCUGGGGACCUCCCCGAGCCUCGCUGCCUCGGCCUCAGAGCCCUCUCAGGAGGCGGCGGAGGGAGGAAGGAGGGCCCGACCAGGGCCUGCCUGCCUGGACAACAACCAACCCCGCCCGGGGACGGCGGGGAGCCGACCACGCUCGGGAUACCCGUCCGCGGCCGCGAGGGAGCCCGCCCACCGAGGCCUUGCCCGCGCUCCCGGACGCCCGGGAGGCCCGGGAGCGCGCAGCCCGGCUGCGGCCCGCAACACAGCAGGGCGAAGCUGCUCGGAGGCAGGGAACGUGCUGCACGGCCGGACCAAGAGGCCAAGAGGCGAGGGCCAGCGUGCGCGGGUGGUCGAAAAAGGGGCCUUGCCCGCUCGCAAGGCCAACGGCAACGGCGGCAAGCGACCGUCCGCACACGGCCUGCCUGCCGUCCGUCGUCCGUCCACCAACUGCGGCCACAGCCAGCUCGAACCCCUGCCGCCAACCGACCGUCACGGCCGGGGGAAGGCGGCGCCCAGGCCGCCCGACCGCGACCGCCAUGGGGCCGCCGCCUCGCCCCGCGCGUCUCGCUCUCUCUCAGCCGCUGGCCCGGACCAGCCGCGCCCCCAGUAUAGGGUUAGCGGCGCGGCCGUUCACCCACCACGACCGGGAACAGGUCCUCCCGCUGCUCCUGUCCCACCGGGUGGAGGGCUCAGAGGAACGACGCCGGCAACCGGUGUACCGGCUUCGGGGCCAGACCCCGUUGGCAGGGGAAAUUCUCGUAAAUCCCCCGCCCGCAGGCCCCGCAAAAUGCCCUGGAAACCUCGUAUGCAGACGGUUCGGUACGGCACACCGGACGUGGUUUGCUCUGUAUCGAGGAAGCUGGUGUCCAAAGGGAGGCCCCCCUUCAAGCUCCGGGGCGGCGGCCCACCGCCCCCGGGAGGGAGCGGUUUGGCGGGCCGUCGACUGGACCUCCCCCCUUCGACCGUCAGAAACAGCCGCGUGACUUCCCCUUGCAUGGGCACAGUCCGCCUCCCUUGGCUCUCGCCGGGCUCGCGUCUAAACUCAGUUUAG
This is a messenger RNA of Penaeus indicus, 1458 nucleotides long. RefSeq names its product basic proline-rich protein-like. The transcript has 6 exons. Lineage: Eukaryota; Metazoa; Arthropoda; Malacostraca; Decapoda; Penaeidae. Bases 1 to 1458 code for a protein of 485 amino acids. The record is from RefSeq and is a predicted model, not a curated record.